AUGAAGCGAGGAAUUGAAUGCGGCGGGUACUCUGCAAACCGCAUUUUCAUCAGUUAUGACCAAAAGACGAUGCAAGUACAAAAUGUCGGCCGCUCGAGAACGGCCACGCCCAAGAGUCUCGACGAUAUCAACUCAGUCCCAGAGAUACAGGAACAGCUUUUCGCCACGUUCAUGGGUGCUUACUUCCCUGCUUGCAUGAAUGGAGACACUCAUGUGGACUCUUGGCGAUAUCUCAUCUCAAGCUUCCAAGUAUUACCGCACAAGACCAUGAUGCUCCAGCGAGCGCUCUCAGCAAUUUGCUGCGUGUAUAUCGGUCGAAUCAAUGAUGACGAACGUCUAUCUCAUCACGGCAUUCAACUUUAUAAUUCUUCGAUGCUGUCUAUGUCAAAGAUGCUUUGUACGAAGACUCACAGUGAAGAAUCCCUUUAUGCCACUGUUAUCUUCCAGAUGAUUGAGAAAUGCAUAGCAGUCAAAAAUAGCACAGGCCCAAGCGGUGUUCACGGCUGUGCGAACGGCUUCGACCCCUGGGUAUUUCAUAUGCAGGCAAUGAGCAGCCUACUUAAGGAAAAUCAGCACAAACUAAGCACCAGCCCCCUAAUUAACGAUGUAUCCAGUAGCCAUGCAAAACUAGCAAUAACACCUCUAGACGACCUAUUCGACAUCUUCGUCACAGGUCGAUCUCUCCUAGAUGCAAUCGAGGCAAUGAACACAUUACCCCUCGAUGACCCAAAAAUCAGCCCAAAUGCCUGUUUUGCGUCACUCAAAACCAUAGUGGAAUAUCGAGAACGAAUAACAUCUUGGUACGCCGAGAAAGAAGCACAAAUCGGGGGCCCUCCGAUGGUCUGCGAAGUGAAAGACACGAAAUUAUUCAACAAUAUGCUACUCGAGAAUAACCCCUUCGGGUCAAUUUACCGGUUCGCUUCAUUGGAUAAUGCCAGGAUUCAUAUCCUUUACUGGACAGCCAUGAACUUCGCCCACACGCUUGUCUACAGGGCACAGAUGAUGGUUGUAUCUGCCAAUCACGCAAUCUUCCCUGCUGACGAUUUCCCCACCGACCCGUCAAACUAUGAGUCGUUCGUUAAGGCGAGCCAUUAUAUCGACCAAGUCUGUCGGGCCAUUCCCUACUGCAUGCAGCCGAUGCAUCGGAUAUGGGGCACGCACAUUGUCUUUGGGACUAUCGGCAAUGUCUUUAGAACCUAUAUUCAACGACAGAGUCGGGAGAAAUUUCUCUGGUGUCAGCGUGUUCUGGAGGCUGCUGGGGCACUUGGUUUAGGGAUGGCCUUCUAUUUUUCAGGAGUCGCGAAUAGGGAAUGGGUUGCCAUGGAGGAAAUAACAGAGUCGAUGGUUCGAACCCCAGAAUAUGCGGCAAGUCCGGAUGAUCAAUACCCUCUAGAUGAUCUGAUUGAUUCAAGUUCCCCGCUUUCUAGCGAUUACUUUUUGCAGCCUGUCGAUUUGCAAGUCGAUUUCCAACUUGUAGAGAUACCGGCGCUAUCAUUUGGAGAAGUCUGUCUAGAGCUUUGA
Messenger RNA from Penicillium waksmanii, 1521 nucleotides. RefSeq lists its product as uncharacterized. The coding region runs from base 1 to 1521 and encodes 506 amino acids. Lineage: Eukaryota; Fungi; Ascomycota; Eurotiomycetes; Eurotiales; Aspergillaceae. The record is from RefSeq and is a predicted model, not a curated record. The transcript has 3 exons.